AGAAAAAUAGAACUGCGCAGUAGUAGCUUUCAAGAGUAUUGUUCUUUGAAAGGCUAAAAUGUUUACGAUUGCUUCCUUCUUUAAAACUCUCUUCUUCUUCUUCUUCUUCUUUCACAUCCGCUUUAGGAAAUUUGUAAACACGAAAGUUCUCCACAGGAGUUUUAGUAAUCUUUACUCAUCAGCUCAGAGUAAAUAUCAAAGAUAUCCUUCUCUUGCUCAUAGGUCUGACCUAUCUAGCAAAACUUUUAUUUUUAACCUGGAAGGAACUUUGUUGAAGUCCUCUUCUUUGUUUCCUUACUUUAUGCUUGUAGCUUUUGAGGCUGGAAGCAUUUUAAGGGCUCUUGUUCUCUUUCUUUUAUACCCAUUUAUUUGUUUCGUCGGCGACGAGAUGGGCCUGAAGAUAAUGGUUAUGGUCGGCUUCUUUGGGAUCAAGAAAGAAAGUUUUAGAGCUGGAAGAGCUGUUUUGCCAAGGUUCUUCUUGGAGGAUGUUGGGUUAGAGGUAUUUGAAGUGUUGAAAAGAGGUGGGAGAACGGUGGCGGUUAGUGACUUUCCUCAAGUGAUGAUCGAGAAUUUCUUAAGAGAUUAUUUAGAGAUUGAUUAUGUUGUCGGAAGAGAGCUGAAGUCGGUUUGUGGGUAUUUUGUGGGACUCAUGGAAGAGAAAAAGAAAGACAUGUUAGCUUUACAGAAGAUAUUUGGAGAGGACGAGGAGGCAAUUAUUAAUGAAGAGGUUAUUGGCAUUAGCUGCUCUAACAGAUCUCCUGAUCAUCAUCUAUUCUCUCAUUGCAAGGAAAUUUACGUGGUCAGAAAAUCAGACAAGAGUAACUGGCAAAUCCUACCAAGAGACAAGUAUCCGAAGCCACUUAUCUUCCACGAUGGUCGACUAGUUCUCAGACCAACCCCAUUAGCUACCUUGGCACUGUUCAUGUGGAUCCCUUUUGGUUUCAUCAUCGGGCUACUAAGGGCCGUUGUUGCCUUAACUCUCCCCUACAGAAUAUCCAUUCCCAUGUUAGCUCUAUGUGGAUUUCGUUGUACAAUAUCAAAACCCAGAAGCUCCGGCAAUUCCCCUCCAAUUCUAAACCAAGAAAACAAGUCCAAAAAGGGCCUCCUUUAUGUUUGCAAUCAUCGAACAUUACUGGAUCCUCUGUAUCUUUCUUUCUCGUUAAAGAAAGAUUUCACUGCUGUCACAUACAGCCUCAGUAGGAUGUCGGAGAUACUAUCACCUAUCAAAACCGUCCGACUGACGCGAUGCCGUGAUGAAGAUGCAAAGAUGAUGGAGAAACUAUUAAGUCAAGGUGAUCUAGUGGUAUGCCCAGAGGGGACAACAUGUAGGGAGCCAUACUUGUUGAGGUUUAGCCCUUUAUUUUCGGAGAUGAGUGAUGAAAUAAUCCCUGUUGCUUUGGACACCCAUGUGAGCAUGUUUUAUGGUACGACGGCCGGUGGACUAAAGUGCCUAGACCCAUUAUUCUUUAUCAUGAACCCUCUGCCUAGUUACACCAUCCAGUUGCUUGAGGGUGUUUCUGGGCUCUCCAAGUGCAAUAAUGAAGAGAAAUCAAGAUUUGACGUUGCCAAUUAUGUGCAGAGUGAGAUUGGCAAUGCACUGGGCUUCGAGUGUACCAAGCUUACCAGAAGAGACAAAUACUUGAUCUUGGCUGGGAAUGAGGGCUUAGUUUCUUCUUCUUGUCCCUCUAGCAAAAGCUAAUGUACCCUAAAUGGCUAAUUCCCAUGUCCAAAAUAUGCCGUUCGGAGCUUGGUUUCUUUUUGAUAGCUCACUUUUCUUUUGGUGAUGUGGAAAGGUGGUACAUAGUAAUUUUCUUUACUUUUCAAUAUAUACUCAUAUAUUUUAAAUCAAUUCUCAAUUUUUUUUAUC
Molecule: messenger RNA, 1867 nt
Organism: Manihot esculenta (cassava)
Lineage: Eukaryota; Viridiplantae; Streptophyta; Magnoliopsida; Malpighiales; Euphorbiaceae
Product: probable glycerol-3-phosphate acyltransferase 3
Exons: 2
Coding region: 59-1699 (546 amino acids)
Biological process (GO): cutin biosynthetic process
Cellular component (GO): membrane
Molecular function (GO): glycerol-3-phosphate 2-O-acyltransferase activity; phosphatase activity
Source: RefSeq, a predicted model, not a curated record